UCGUUUGAAUCCCUCCCUUCUCCCCCCUUCUCUCUUCUAUAGACCGUUUAAAUUCCUCUCUCUACUCUCUCGCUCUAGGUGAAAAGCAGCCCCAAAGCAAACUCCAUCGGAAAGGGGAAAGUAGAGCACAUUCAUAAAUAUUCAUUUCUUCAAACCAAGUGCCAUUUCCACCAGAUUUGGAUUUCCUACUACUCCACUCGGAUCUGCGCAAAUGCGCAUCGCCGUUGCAACUCCUGCGUCCAUUGAACAAGUUCAGUCCGGGAGGCAUAUGACGUCGUGGAGAAUAAACUGCAGAGAAAACGAUCAUAGAGUAGGGAUUGGGGUAUGCAGCUUUAUUCUUCUAACAAAGAACGAUGGGCAGUGAGAAGUCAGUUUCUGCUCCCUCGGAUGGGGUGAAUGAUAGCGUUCAGAAAAUCCGGCCACUCCAUGGGAGAACGAGUGGCCCUACUCGGCGUUCAACAAAAGGGCAAUGGACAGCUGAAGAGGAUGAGAUUUUAUGCCAGGCUGUUCAACGAUUCAAGGGAAAGAACUGGAAAAAAAUUGCUGAAUGUUUCAAGGACCGAACUGAUGUACAAUGCCUGCACAGGUGGCAGAAAGUCUUAAAUCCGGAACUUGUGAAAGGACCUUGGUCAAAGGAGGAAGAUGAAACCAUUGUUGAACUGGUGAAUAAAUAUGGACCAAAAAAGUGGUCUACAAUUGCCCAACAUUUACCAGGGCGCAUUGGCAAGCAAUGUAGAGAAAGGUGGCAUAAUCAUCUUAAUCCAUCAAUUAACAGACAGGCUUGGACUCAGGAUGAGGAGUUGGCAUUGGUCCGUGCUCAUCAAGUUUAUGGAAACAGAUGGGCAGAGCUCUCAAAAUUCUUGCCUGGAAGGACAGAUAAUGCUAUAAAGAACCAUUGGAAUAGUUCUGUGAAGAAGAAGUUGGAUUCUUACUUGGCAUCGGGUCUACUAGAACAGUUUCAAGGCCUUCCCCUAGUCAUGCAUCAAAAUCAAGCCACACCUUCAUCUUCUUUAAGGUUGCAAAAUAGUGGAGAUGAUAACGACAGCAGUCGAAAGUGUGGCACAGAGGCAGAGGAAAUAUCUGAGUGCAGUCAAGAGUCAACAAUCAUGGUGUGUUCUCAGUCAGCUAGUGAUUUGGGCAAUAAUUCCGUUAUCGGUACCAGAGAAGAAUUCCAGUUAACACAAGAUUCGGGCAUGGUUAAUGAAACACACCCCUAUACUGCUGCCCAUUGUCCCCAGGAGUAUUACACAUCUCUUGGAAAUGUCCAGUUUUCCAUCCCAGAUGUACCCUGUGAAGCAGAUGGAUCAUCCUCCGGCUUUCUCCAGCAGAAUUAUGCUCAUUUGGCUGCAGUUAAUAAUCCAGCAAGUAGUGAAUACCAAUUUAACUUAGAGGACCUUUCCAACAUGCCUCAUUCACUGGAAUUCGGACAAGGUGGCUUUUCGGGUGUGCCAACUCAUUGUAGUAUUGGUGCUCAUGAAACCCAGGAAAUGGGCUUCACUGCUCCUAUUCCUUUGGAAGAUAUGGCAACAUGUUCAUCCACACCCGAACAGCAAAUUCUUAUACCCGAUGAUGAAUGUUGCAAGAUCUUGUUCUCAGAGGUAACAACCAGUGGAAACGUUGCCCCUCAAAAUCAUCAUAUAGAAGACUCGUCAAAUAUGGUUGACUUAGGUGGAUCGUCAAUCAACCAAAGACCUGAUAAUGUGCUUAUUCCAACUCAUGAUGAAGAUCUAAUAGCAAGUGUUAUGAACUUCUGUGAUGGUGGUGGUGGUGGUAAUAUGAUGCAAGCAGAACCAUAUCUGGAAGAAGCUUCAAAUUUGGCGAUGACGAAUGACGGUAGACUAGAUCAACAUCAAGGUGGGGAUACAGGAUCUUUAUGCUAUGAGCCUCCACGGUUCCCAAGCUUGGAUCUUCCAUUCCUAAGUUGUGAUCUAGUGCAACCUGAUAGUGAUCUUCAGCAAGAGUACAGUCCACUCGGUAUCCGCCAAUUCAUGUUGUCUUCAGCAAGCUGCAUCAGUCCAUUUAGGCUGUGGGAUUCUCCAACUAGGAAUACGAGUACCACCAGUCCCGAUGCAGUCCUCAAGAGUGCUGCUAAGACUUUCAUGGGCACACCUUCCAUUUUGAAGAAGAGGACACGGGAUUUAUUGUCGCCUUUGUCGGAGAAAAGAGACGAGAAAAAGCUUGAGAUUGACAUGACAUCCAGUUUGGCUAGAGAGUUUCAACGCCUGGAUGUAGUAGUGUAUGAGGAGAUGAAGUCUGGCAACAGACCGUAUUUAAUGUCUCCACUAUCCAAAGUUAACCAAAUGUCUUGUAGUGAAGAUAAGGAAAAUGUGGACCCUGUUCUUCAAUCGGAUGAAGGAGAAGGGAAGGGAAGAGACUCUUCUACUACCUCAGAGGAUGCUGUUAAAGUGAAGAAAGAAAUCGAUGGUGGUUAUACGAAGACGCGACAGCACUCCGAAAUACUUGUUGGUGAAGAAAGCUUGAGUGAUCUGUUACUAUUUUCACCUGAUGCUCGAACUCCAAGAAACUUCCAUCGAAAAAUCUUGGCUACUUUAUCAGAGAAGGUUGUGACAGCUGGGUCGUCAUCACCUACUGUGAACAAGAAGAAUGAAGGUCAAUCGACGGUUGCUGUUUCUGCAACGAAACCCCUGGCGUCAUUAUUAGCACCUGCUCAGAAAACAGUUGCUACUGCUACUAACACCACUGGGAAUGACCUCUUCGGUGGAACUCCUUUCAAGAGGAGCAUUGAGUCUCCCUCGGCAUGGAAAUCUCCAUGGUUCUUUAACUCUUUCCUCCCUGGUCCAAGGGUCGACACCGAAAUUUCAGUUGAGGAUAUGGAAUAUUAUCUGAGCCCGGGGGACAGAAGCUACGACGCAAUCACGCUUUUGAAACAGUUAAGCGAGCACACUGCUGCUGCUUGUGCUGAUGCGUUGGAAGUUCUUGGGGAUGAAACCCCUGAGACCAUAUCGAAAGGAAGGCAACGCCAGACAAACCUGGUCACCGGUCAAGAAAACAAGGAUGGAGAGUGUGACAUUAAUGGUUCCCAUUUGGCCAAUAUCUCUCAGAAGGAAGGCCGAGUGUUGGACUUCAGUGAAUGUGGGACGCCUGAGAAAGGAAGGGAGAAUGGGAAAUGUUCUUCUUCUACUACAGUUGCAGUAAGCAGCUUGUCCAGUCCUUCCGCUUCUUCCCACCUGUUGAAGGGUUUCAGAUAGUAAAGGAAGAAAGCCAAGGGAAGGACAGAAACAGUUUUAGGCUGUGGGAACUUCUAUUGUUUAUAGUAACACCAAAUAUAGAUGAUGUAUGUAAGCAUUUUGUCUGGAAUCCGAUACUUGUUAAGAACCUUCAAUCUAUUCUGAAUUCAUUCAAACUUGUUCAUAUCAGUCUCUCCUAUCUGAUUCAAAAGAGAGAGAAGAAGAAGAAAAAAAAGAGAACCGAGCAUUAUUUCUUUUCGUCGUAUCUUGUCAAUUUACCUCUAUCUGUUUGGAAUCAAUGUCGAGAAGGGCAGAACGCGGCUAUCAAGGGUUUGCAUGGAAGCUUUUCUAGUUAAGGAUACGCUGUAGUGGGUGA
Molecule: messenger RNA, 3564 nt
Organism: Linum tenue
Lineage: Eukaryota; Viridiplantae; Streptophyta; Magnoliopsida; Malpighiales; Linaceae
Source: the annotation of a GenBank genome assembly